AUGGAGCGCACCAACUGCUCAGCGGCCAGCCCUGUGGUGGAGACAGCCGUGGGCGCCAUGCUGACACUGGAGUGUGUGCUGGGCCUUAUGGGCAAUGCUGUGGCCCUCUGGACCUUCUUUUACCGUCUCAAAGUGUGGAAGCCUUAUGCCGUCUACCUGUUCAACCUGGUGGUGGCUGACCUGCUGCUGGCCACCAGUCUGCCAUUCUUAGCUGCCUUCUAUCUGAAGGGCAAGACCUGGAAGCUCGGCCACACGCCCUGCCAAGUCCUGCUCUUCCUGCUGACAUUCAGCCGUGGUGUGGGGGUAGCCUUCCUGACGACAGUGGCUCUAGACCGGUAUCUGCGUGUGAUCCAUCCUCGGCUCAGAGUUAACUUGCUGUCUCUGAAGGCAGCUUGGGGCAUCUCCAGCCUCAUCUGGCUUCUGAUGGUUGUUCUCACUCCCCAAAACCUGCUCAUUUGCAAGACUACCCAGAAUUCCACGGAGUGCCCCAGCUUCUACCCCGUAGGAGAGACCAAAGCCAGUGCCACCUGCCAGGAGGUACUCUUCUUCCUUCAGGUCCUGAUUCCCUUUGCCCUCAUCUCCUUCUGCAACAGUGAGCUCAUCAGGACCCUCCAGAAGAGACUCCGAGAGUCUGACAAACAGCCCAGGAUCCGGAGGGCCAGGGUGCUGGUUGCCAUGGUGCUGCUACUGUUCGGGCUGUGCUUCCUGCCUAGCGUCCUGACCAGGGUUCUGGUGCACAUCUUUCAGGAAUUUGAGAGCUGCACUGUCCAGAAAGCCAUGGUGCAGGCCUCUGACAUCGCAGGCAGCCUCACCUGCCUGCACAGUGCACUGAGCCCGGCCAUUUACUGCUUCUCCAAUCCAGCCUUCACCCACUCAUACCGGAAGGUGCUCAAAAGCCUUCGGGGCAUGAGGAAGGUAGCAGAAUCACCUAGCUCCAACCUCAGGGACUCCAUUUCCUGA
Molecule: messenger RNA, 960 nt
Organism: Rattus norvegicus (Norway rat)
Lineage: Eukaryota; Metazoa; Chordata; Mammalia; Rodentia; Muridae
Gene: Gpr31
Product: G protein-coupled receptor 31
Exons: 1
Coding region: 1-960 (319 amino acids)
Biological process (GO): G protein-coupled receptor signaling pathway; signal transduction
Cellular component (GO): membrane
Molecular function (GO): G protein-coupled receptor activity
Source: RefSeq, marked validated